AUGGGGUGCCUCGCCUCGAAGCACGUUGUCUCCGUGAACCCAGCGCUCGACCAUGGCGGCGCCGCCAGGGAGGAAAGGGUCGGCGGGUUCUUCUCCUCCUCCUCCUCUCGGGUCAGCCGGGCGGCGCUCGGCAAUCAGGAGAAGAAGAAAACGGGAGGGUCGGAGCCGAAUCAAGAAGAGACCGGGAAGGCAAGCUCGAAUGACAGGAGCUCGACUAGCUUCCGCCUCUCGAACCUGCACAGGUACUUGGAAGGGGAGCAGGUCGCCGCCGGCUGGCCCGCCUGGCUCAGUGCGGUAGCAGGAGAGGCAAUCCAGGGUUGGGUGCCCCUCAAAGCUGAUUCUUACGAGACACUGGAGAAGGUAAACUCUCUUUACCCGGGAUUUCAAACCCCUCAUUGAACUGCGUUCAUAUCAUAAACUCAGACUAAAAUGAGGUGUUCUUUCAUUUUCUGGUGAUCGAUCAGCUUGAGGGUUGAUCACCGACAAUUUGAUAUCAGAUUUUAUUUCUGAUUUUGGCUUGUCAACGCUUCGAUUAAUGCACACUGAUUCCAAAGUCGACAACAUAUUGCCCUUUACAAACCUUCCAUCUUUUUCUUUCCUUCUUUAGUGUAUUUCAUAUUCUUCACAGAACCACCAAUAGAUUUUUCUUUGUAUUCUUCUUAUUUCUGGUUUUGGUGGAUCGAAAACCUUGUUCACAACAUGUACUGAUACAUCUCAUUGCUCUGUGGAUUGCCUCCGUAGAUUGGGCAGGGCACUUAUAGCAGCGUAUUCCGGGCUCGCGAGAUAGACACCGGGAAGUUUUUUGCCCUGAAGAAGGUCCGCUUCGACAACUACGAGCCGGAGAGCGUGAGGUUCAUGGCGCGAGAGAUCCAGAUUCUCCGGAGAUUAAACCACCCGAACAUCGUGAAACUGGAGGGCUUGGUCACCUCUCGAUUGUCCUGCAGCAUAUAUCUUGUGUUCGAGUACAUGGAUCAUGAUCUUGCAGGGCUCUUGUCCUCCCCCGACAUCCAAUUCAGCGAACCACAGGUUUUUUUCUGUUUUUUUUUUUUUUUGGCGGGGGAACCCGUUCUUGGGAAAUCUUCUUACUUCUGUUUGAUGAUCUUGCAGGUGAAGUGCUACAUGCAACAGCUGCUGUCUGGGCUGGAACACUGCCACUCGCUUGGCAUGAUGCAUCGGGACAUCAAGUGUUCCAAUCUUCUGGUCAACAACGAAGGCAUUCUGAAGAUUGCGGAUUUCGGGCUGGCGAAUUUCGCCAGGUAUGAGCGGAAGCACCCGUUGACCAGCCGUGUGGUGACUCUGUGGUACCGCCCGCCGGAGCUUCUCUUGGGGUCAACGGACUACGGACCGUCCAUCGAUAUGUGGAGCGUUGGGUGCGUGCUCGCAGAGCUGCUUCUGGGGAAACCCAUCCUGCAGGGAAGAACAGAGGUGAGAACAUCUCCAAUCAUCCUCUUUGCCGUCACUGAAAAUCACUUCUGCUUCAUGCGGGUGCUUCUACCGUGGAAAUUAAACUCGUUUCUCCCAAGGGUCUUAUAAGCUCAUGUCAUGAAUUGAUUGCUCGGUGGGAAUCCAAACCUGGGACGUAUGUUGAGGAUCACCCAAAAGGUUAGCUGACUUAUUCAUAGAUGCACAUAAAGAAAACACCAAAAAAGAUGAGCUUGUAGAAGAGAGGAUGGGCAUCAAAGAACCUACAUCAGAUGGCCUAAUAACCUUGAGAUGUUGAUGUGAAGCAUUGAUGGUUCAGUUUCAACGUAGUCCUUGUAUCCCCAAGUGACGAUGGCCCUGGUUAAUGAGACACCAUCUUAUAGAAUAUAAUAUAAUAUAUGUGCAUAUCUAUCUUUAUGCCGCCCCAAGUUAUAGUCGAAGGAUGACCCCUCCGAGGUACAGAUAAUCCAGCUAUACUGUGCAAGACUGAGUAAGAAUGGCUAUUGUUGCCCACAGGUUGAGCAGCUGCAUAAAAUCUUUAAGCUCUGUGGUUCACCCUCUGCCGAAUAUUGGAAAAAGUCCAAGUUACCGCACGCUACAAUCUUCAAGCCCCAUCAUCCUUAUGAAAGUUGUCUUCGGGAUAAAUGCGAAGGGCUACCUGAAAGCACUCUGGACCUGAUAGAAAAUCUUCUCUCUAUUGAGCCUAACAAACGUUUCAGUGCUUCCUCUGCUCUUCAGUCCGAGGUAAACUCCCUCUCUGUCUGUCUGUCUGUCUUUCUCUCGUUAAGCAAAUGAAAACUUCCAUCCACAAAGUUAUCAGGAUCAACAUCACCAAAGCCUUCAUCAGAACAUACUAACGUUUUUCCUCACUCUUGGCCAGUAUUUUACCACAAUGCCUCACGCAUGCGAGCCAUUCAUGCUGCCGAGCUACCCACCUAAUAAGGAGAUUGAUGCCAAGAGUCGUGAGCAGUCACGCAGGUGGAGUUUUUAUCUUCACAAAUCCAAACUUUCCACGGUUCUCAUAUUUCGUACGGACUGGACUAAAAGCUAACUCCUUCGAAACACGAACCAAUACGCUUACUUUGGUUUUCCAUCCAUCUUGAAAGCUCUAGCUGUGCCUGAUAUCGCUUACUGCAAUGACAUCUCAGGAGGAGGAUGAGCGGGAGGGGACGCCGGCCAGAAGCAGAAAGCAGAGCAUCGAUGGCAUAUAAACCGCCACAGGAAGUCGACAGCCUUCGUAGACCCGCACCACGAGCAGAGGUAA
This is a messenger RNA of Spirodela intermedia, 2686 nucleotides long. Lineage: Eukaryota; Viridiplantae; Streptophyta; Magnoliopsida; Alismatales; Araceae. The record is from the annotation of a GenBank genome assembly.